UAUGACCCUGAUUGUGCCAUUUGGAGGAUACUCAGCUGAUUAUUUAAGAAAACGAGGCUAUCUUAGUACAACAAGCGUCCGUAAAAUCUAUAACUGCGGAGGAUUCGGCUUAGAAGCAUGCUUCCUACUCGGAGUGGGUUAUACUAGGGAUAAGACAACUGCCAUUAUUUGCCUAACCAUUGCAGUUGGAUUUAGCGGCUUCGCUAUAUCCGGUUACAAUGUGAAUCAUUUAGAUGUAGCACCGAGAUACGCAUCCAUAUUGAUGGGUUUAUCAAAUGGAGUAGGAACGCUGUCUGGUAUGAUUUGUCCCAUAGUGACCAACGCUAUUACCAAAUCAAAAACCGUCAAAGGAUGGGAACACGUCUUUCUAACGGCUGCCCUUAUCCAUUUCGCUGGCAUAACUUUCUACGGAAUAUUCGCAUCGGGAGACAAACAGCACUGGGCCGAUCCACCACCGGACAUAAUAGAAACAAUGACACCAGUAAAGUCAGGAUCGUACGGAGCAUUUCCUAAUGAAGACCUUCCGGAUAAACCCCCUUUGCCACCUCCAAGUUAUAGGACAACUUUACAGGGUUCUCAACCGCAAUUCACUACACAAACAGAAAUGGUGCAGAUAGAGCCAACUGAUACCUAUAUGAAUGGUUCAAUUCAAGAUCGAGAACCUUAG
Molecule: messenger RNA, 667 nt
Organism: Dimorphilus gyrociliatus
Lineage: Eukaryota; Metazoa; Annelida; Polychaeta; Dinophilidae
Source: the annotation of a GenBank genome assembly